AUCAUCAAUUCCACUGAGAUCCUCCACAUUGCGGUGAACUGAAACGUUCAGAAACCGAAGGAUCUUUUAACUUCUACGAUGCAGACGCUCUUAAUUGUUAUCGUUUGUGUUAUAUCUCUUGCUUCCCUAUUCCAUGGCUCAGACAGCGCGCCUCUAAAACGCGACCUAAUAGCUGACCCUAAAGAGAAGGGAAAGGCGCUGAACAAUUUAGUAAAGUUCGGUUACCUCAACAAGACGCAAAUAGGAUCUGACGGCAAUGCGGGGCAAGGAAGCCAGCUUGAUUCUCCUGCUGUUGUCCAGGCCAUAACAGACCUUCAGACAUUCGGGGGUCUGUCUGUCACUGGGAAACUCGACCGUGAGACACUGAAACUGCUCAACACGACUCGAUGUGGUAUGAGGGACCCCAAAUUGAAUGCAACUAAUAAGAAUGCCGGAGGUCUAACUGUCGGCCGGUAUUAUCUACAAGGAACUAGAUGGCAAAAAAAGCAUCUGACCUAUCGCUUUAUUUCGCUUACGGGUGAUUUGCCCGAAGAAACGCAGAAGAACAUUCUUCGUAAAAUGAUACAGAAAUGGGCCGCUGCCAGCAGUCUGACCAUAACAGAACAGAUUAAUAAUGCAGUCCCAGAUGAUGACGUCGAUAUCUUGAUCAAAUUUGUAAGGCGUUACCAUGGAGAUCCAUAUCAAUUUGACGGUCCUGGAGGAACGCUCGCACAUGCGUACUAUCCACAUAAUAACAGAGGUUUAUCUGGUGACGCACACUUUGACGACGACGAAAGAUUUACAACAGGAACGAGUGACGGCAUCAACUUGGACUGGGUGGCGGUUCACGAGUUUGGACACAGCAUGGGCCUGGAACAUUCUAACGUGCGGCAAUCCAUCAUGUACCCUUGGUACAAAGGUUAUUUCCCUAAUAUCGAGCUUACCUAUGAUGACAUACAAGGAAUACAGGCGCUUUAUGGUGCUCCUCCAACAAACCCAACGGAUCCCCCCACGGAUCCCCCCACAGAUCCUCCUACAGACCCACCCACAGAUCCGCCAACAGAUCCCCCCACAAAUCCGCCAACAGAUCCUCCUACAGAUCCACCCACGGAUGCCCCCACAGAUUCCCCGACAGUUCAUUCCGCAUGUAGACCCAGCACGACGUACGACGCAGUUGUCCUUGAAGAGGACUCAAGUGGCAACCAGAUUACACAUUUCUUUCAUGGAGACUCUUUCUGGACGCUCUCAAGACGAUUGGAGAGGAGCGAGACGAAGAAAGUGAAAGAUUAUUUUCCUGAAGUGAGGACCCAAAUAAGCGCAGCUUAUCGCAAUAAACAAGGACAUCUUGUCAUUUUUUCAGGAUCAAGGUUUUGGGAGUACGAGAAACCGACUACGAACAAUUAUAGAAGGAGAUUACUAAGAAGCGGCUCCAUAACCGAGUACGGGUUGUCGUUAAGUCUCGAUAACAUGGAUGCGAUUUUCACCUGGCAUAAGAACAAAAAGACUUACAUUUUCAAAGGAUUGCAAUAUUGGCGAUACGACGAAAACAACCGCCAAAUUGAUGCUGGAUAUCCAAAACUUAUCUCAGUCGGUUGGCCCGGUCGUGAUAAUAUUGAUGCAGCGGUGAAAUGGUCAAACAGGUAUAGCUACGUCUUCAAAGGAAAUGAGUACUGGAAGCUUAAAAAUGUUCCACAGAACAGAAAAGUGUAUGCCUUUGGUGGAUACCCAAGAAAAAUUGCUAAAGGUUGGAUGAAAUGCAAAACUGAAUCUGUCGGCGCCUUGGGAGUAGGGGCGUUACAAGUCAACCCUUGAACUUUUGAAAGUGAAUAUUUAUCGUAGCAAAAAGAGUUUUAGAUCAGUGUUAGGUGUGCUAAAAGACAGGGUAAUUUAUAUCGUAGCUUAAGCCGGAACACAGACAGACUGAUUUCCAUCCUUUGCCUCCUGCUGUUUCAGGCCGUAUGAAAUUUUAAGGGUUGAAGUUCAUCGAGCAGUUGUUGAUAAUGUCUGGAGCUUAAGGCAGUAGAACUGAAUUUAGGUAAAAAAA
Messenger RNA from Orbicella faveolata, 2023 nucleotides. RefSeq names its product stromelysin-2-like. Gene Ontology annotation, biological process: collagen catabolic process; extracellular matrix organization; proteolysis. Lineage: Eukaryota; Metazoa; Cnidaria; Anthozoa; Scleractinia; Merulinidae. Gene Ontology annotation, cellular component: extracellular matrix. Gene Ontology annotation, molecular function: metalloendopeptidase activity; zinc ion binding. The record is from RefSeq and is a predicted model, not a curated record.